Centruroides sculpturatus (bark scorpion) is the source of this 800-nucleotide messenger RNA. Its product is annotated as phosphoglucomutase-2-like. Gene Ontology annotation, molecular function: phosphopentomutase activity. Gene Ontology annotation, biological process: purine ribonucleoside salvage; carbohydrate metabolic process. The transcript has 4 exons. The record is from RefSeq and is a predicted model, not a curated record. The coding region runs from base 54 to 515 and encodes 153 amino acids. Lineage: Eukaryota; Metazoa; Arthropoda; Arachnida; Scorpiones; Buthidae.
GUACAAUAAAUGUUAUAAAUUAAUUUUAGGAAACACUAACUGGAUUUAAGUGGAUGGCAAAUAAAGCAUGUGAAUUAAUGGCAAAUGGAAAAACAGUGUUGUUUGCAUUUGAAGAAGCUAUUGGAUUCAUGUGUGGUACCACAGUCUUAGACAAAGAUGGUGUAGGAGCAGCAAUGGCUAUUGCCCAACUUUGUGCACAUUUGAAUGCCAGAGGUCUAACAUUAACUAAUGAACUUGAAAAUAUUUAUAAACAAUAUGGUUACCAUGUUAGCAACAAUUCCUAUUAUAUUUGCCAUGAUCAACUUGUGAUAAAUGCAAUGUUUGAUCGAUUGAGAAACUUCAAUGGCCCUGACUCGUAUCCAACAAAUCUACAGCAGUAUAAAAUUCAGGGGAUAAGAGAUUUAACCACAGGUUAUGAUAAUACUCAACCAGAUAACAAGGCAGUAAGUUUUACUUUAAUUAAAAUUCAAUACUUUUUACAUAAUGAUUAUGGAAAGUGCAUAAGAAGCUUCUAAGGCUUCACAAAUUAUCAGAAAUUAUUACACCAAAAAUAUCACACAAUUUGAAAAUUUCAAUUGAGCAUGUCAAGAAAACUCUCAAAUCAUGACUUUAAUACUUUUCCAACUGAUAGAUGAUAUAUGUGUGUGAGAAAUGUGAUGCUAAUCUUCAAUAGUCUCAAAUAGGAAAAACUGACAAUGAGUAGCAUUCAGUAGUAGUGAGGUUAGCUUCAUUUGUAAAUGAAGUUAAAAUGUUUGUAAAGCUGGCAUAUGUAGCAAUGUUAAAACAAGUGUAACGUUUCC